This is a messenger RNA of Melospiza melodia melodia, 4247 nucleotides long. It is a transcript of the gene C1H8orf34, whose product is annotated as chromosome 1 C8orf34 homolog. The record is from RefSeq and is a predicted model, not a curated record. The transcript is spliced from 13 exons. Bases 474 to 2453 code for a protein of 659 amino acids. NCBI's taxonomy places the organism in Eukaryota, Metazoa, Chordata, Aves, Passeriformes, Passerellidae.
GGCGCCGGCGGCCGCGGAGCUGACAGGAGCCCGCGGCUAUCGGCCUCGGCAGCGGCGCUGUGGCGAGGGCGGCAGCGCUGAGCCGCGGCCGCUCCCGUCACCAAGGCGCUGCCUGGCACAGAAACACAGACAGAGACGGACUGACAGACACACGCAGCGCGGAGCGGCGCGGGCUCGGGGGCCGCCUUUGUAGCUCCUCUCCUCCCUGCACCAUGCUCCGCUCCAGGCAGCACCCGCCCGCUGCUCCCUGAGGGCUGCCAGCCCCGCGCCCGGCUAAGCGGGCGACUGGCACCCGGUUCCUUCCCCCGCCCCCAGUUACCUGAGUUAGCUCCGUCCCGGGCACUUCGGCGGCGCCUCCGCCCUCUCCCGCUGUGGCAGCCCUUGUGCGGCGGAGGAGUGAGCCGCCAGCAGCCGGAGGGACUGCAGCCGCCGCCGGGGGAGACGAGCUCAAGCCCCCGCCCCCGGAGCUCUUCAUGGCGUCUCACCAGCAGACGAGGAUCCAAGCCUACCUGGAGAAGAAUAAGAUCGGUCCCCUCUUCGAGGAGUUGAUGACCAAGCUGAUAACGGAGACACCUGACCAGCCAAUCCCAUUUCUAAUUGAUCAUCUUCAGUCCAAGCAGGGAAACCGUGGUCAGCUUCAGAGAACAUUGUCUGGCUCUGCUGCGCUCUGGGCAGAGAGUGAAACGUCAGAAAAUAAAGGAACAAGAAGAGAUUUUAGAAAUUAUGAUAAGCCUUGGCAGGUAAAUGCAAAAAAGCCUAAAAAGUCAAAGAGCGACCUUGCUGUGUCCAACAUUUCUCCACCAUCACCGGAGUCCAAGUCAUUGCCAAGGUCAAUAGAGCAUCCUAAAUGGGAUUGGAAGACAAAACCGGAGAACCAUGAUUUUGAUGAACUAAAUCAUAUUCUUCAAGAGAGCAAAAAGCUUGGAAAAGCCCUUGAGAAUCUGUCUCGCAGCAUUGCUAUUUCUGAUGAACUCGAUAAGGACACAGCAGGUUUUAACACCCCCCUUCUCAGACCUCGUGUUAUUGGAGAAUGGAUUGGCCGUGAAGAGAAUGAUGCAGACCCUCUGGCUGCUGAGAUGCUGCAGCCACCAAUACCAAGGAAUAAAAAUGAGCAGUGGGACAGCGAGGAUAGCAGCAGUCCUGGAGGAAGCUUAAAAAUGGAGCCAAAGACCAAAGGAUUAAAACAUCAACAGCAGCAACAUAAGAAGCUGCUGGCUGCCAUGCUUUCUCAGGACUCCUUUGAUUCUGCUCAAAGCACAGCUCCAUCUGUAACCGAAGAAGACAUUGACAAUGAAGAUGAUGCAAUGGAACUACUGGAGGAUCUGGAUGAUCUCAGAAUGGAAGGAGUAACAAGUGUGGUGUCUUCUGGGAGCAAAUUCAAUCAAACUCGAAGUGCUCAUACUGCUGAGCCUCAAGCAAAGGUCACAUUGAAUAUAUGUGCAAGAUGUGCCAGAUUGCAAGGGGAUAAUUUGGCAGAAAGGCCAGAAGAUGUCUCCAUGGUAUCUCAGACAUCUGAGCCAGCAGUGUCAGACUCUGAUGCUCAAAUACCUGGGGUUGAAACGCUCACAGAAGAUGUUAAUGAGUUUCAGAGUGCUUCUCAAGUGACAGCAUCUUCUCAGACAGUUUGGACCUUGGAUGCUGUGAGUGUUAGACCUGGAGGUUCCCCAAGGCAGAAACUCCUAAAGGACUCCUUAGCAGCAAAAGAACUUCAGACCAUGGAAAAACACCUAGCUGACAUUGAGAAGGACCUCGCACUGUGGGAAGAAGCAAGGCUCUCAAGAAGCCCUGGUGUCCAGCAUCCCAGUGUAGUUACCUCUGACCACCAAGGCACUCUUCAAGCUGCACAGGGCCCAGCCCCAAGGCCUCAGGUGCCAGCUCCAACAGGGAAGAACGUUCAGCUCCAAGGAAGCAAAUCGCCGCCGCUGCCCACCAACAGCAGAACACAGGUCUCCAGUGUCACAAACAGCAGUGCACAAACCAAGAGGCCAGCAGCUCCAGGGAGCAGACCUAUGACCCCAAAUAGCUUGUUGUCACGGCCUCUUACCCCUAGCAACCAAGGAAAUAGGGAAGGCAUUAUUAGCAUUCAAAGAAGCAGAUCUUUGUCAUCCAAGAGCCAAAUGGGGAGGACCCUCAGUGCUGCUUCAGGGCUUUCUGUGCAAGUGAGUGGAGAUGUUGUUGGAACUGUCACUACUCAGAGAAACAGUUUAUCAGAAGAUGAAUUCUUGCAACAGCUUCAACUUGCUCAUCAACCUUGGAUAUUGCCUAGUGACACAGAAAGUGAAGGAGUGGAAGCUGACCAAGACAAAUGUAAGUAUAUGUGUAAGGACCAGAUAAAAUGUCAAACCCCUCAACUGUACUUCUAUUUUCCAUUUCUUCAAAUACUGUGGAGAUGUCAUGCCUGCUCUCAGGAGCUUUUCUCACAAAUACCAAUAACUUAUUUGUCUGAAGGCUGAACCUUCUAGGACUGAUCUGCAGAAGCUUUCCUGUAGUCACUGAACAAUGACAAAAUGAUGACAGAACACUGUUUACUUAAGCUAAGUGAAACAAUUUGUCCUGAUGUGUUAAAGUAGCUGUUCCAGAAAAUAACAUGAACUUGAAAUAGAUAAUCUGUUUCAUAAAUCUGUAUUUACCAGCAAAAAAAAGCAAAGUAAAAAAACUCCAGGUCUGAAAAGUAGAGCCUCCUUCCUUAGGUGUGACACUCAAUUAUCUGUAUUUUGCUUACAUUCUUUGUAAUUCAUCUGUAUAAAUAAAAGUUCUUAAUCAUACCAGUAAUCCUUAAUAUCAUACACUCUUCAAAGUAUUUGUCUAAUCAUGGAAUAGAGGGUCAGCAGGAUCAGAGCCUAAAUGGCAGAACAAGUAACAGGCUAUAAAUUGCAAUAUUCUCAAAUUGUAGCAAAUUCUCCCUGCCUACAAGGUACCUGUAAAUGAUCUUACUGUUUCACAUUAUCUCUCUUAAUUCACAGUAGUUUUGUGAUCUUCAAGGGUGAAUAUGCAAACUUCUUCCUAAGAUAUUUUAGGUGAUGUACUUGAAAAAGAGCAGAUGAUUUAAUCAACAUGUUUAGAAAACUCAAUCCUGGUUUAAACAUCAAGAGUUAACAUACGAAAAAGAUGUUUUCUUUAUAGAAGGGAACAGUUCUGUAAGGGAUUAAGUAUUCAUAAGAAACAUGCCAGAUAAACAGAUUUUUUUUUUUAAUUAUGCCACUUUAAAUAAUUGUUUUGUACUCAUACAUCAGUUUCACAAAUUCAUACAUAUCCCAGAGUUUGACUAAAAUUUAAAUUUACACAGUGAGAUCCUAAAGAGCAUGUGCAGGUCUUUUUGAACACUAGUAAAAUGUUACAAUGAGAUUCUGUGCAUCCAUCUGAUUUUAGUCCAAGGCUGUAAGUCCAAUUUGACUUGCACCAGAGCCUUUCAGUUGCCUUUGAGCUGAAGCUCACCUUAGGUGGCUCAAGAGAGACGCUGGGACCUGCCUUUUAUGUCUAUGCAAUUUUUCCUCAGUAUUUUCUGUAAUGAAUUUGCAGUCCCACAAACAUUGGUAGGACUGGCUGUGAACACACAGUGUGUGUGACCAGGAAAACUGCUGCUCCAGGACAUAUCAGAUGCACACCAUGGUCUUGUGUAGCUGCUGUACUGGAAUUGUGUGGGUGUGAGGACUUGUGAGCACCCAAAAUCUUGUGCUAUAAUAUUCCAAGAAUAUUACAGGUCAUUGCAAUUGCCCAAAAAACAAAGUGGCAAGUUAAAUAUUAAAAGCAUGUUGUUAAGGUCAAUGUCCAAAAGCCUCUUCAGCAGUGACAGACUUGAGCAAUUGACCAUCUCCCUCAGAAGCCUGUUCAGUCUUCACCCUCUCAGUAAAGGAAUGCUCCUGAUGUCAGUCUGAAUCUCUCCUGGCACAGCUUUGAGCCAUUACUUUGGCUCAAAGUGUUCUGUCACUGAAUACCAGGGAGAAGAGAUCAGGGCCUCUCUCUCCACAUGCCUUCCUCAGGAAGCUGUGAAGUCAAUCCUCAGCUUCAUUUUCUCCAAACUAGACAAGCCCAAAUCCUUAGCUGCUCCUCACAGGUCAUUCCUUCACCAGCUUUGUUGCUCUUAUCUGGACCCACUCAAGGGCCUUCACGUCCUUCUUAAAUUGUGGUGCCCAGAACGGCACACAGUGCUCGAGGUGAGGCUGCACCAGUGCCCUACACAGUGGGACAGUCACCUUUCCUGAGCAGCUGGUGGUUCUGUAUUUGAUGCACCCCAGGAUGGGCUUUGU